Molecule: messenger RNA, 1695 nt
Organism: Aphanomyces astaci
Lineage: Eukaryota; Oomycota; Saprolegniomycetes; Saprolegniales; Verrucalvaceae
Exons: 1
Coding region: 44-1489 (481 amino acids)
Biological process (GO): transmembrane transport
Cellular component (GO): membrane
Molecular function (GO): transmembrane transporter activity
Source: RefSeq, a predicted model, not a curated record
CAUCGAUUGUUCUCCAUUUUCACAUAUCUAUCGACCUGACAAAAUGGCCGACACCGUGCAAGACAACCGGUACGCCCGUGCGCCACACCUCUGGGCGCUUGGCGUCGGCGCGGUGAUCUCUGGUGACUUUUUCGGGUGGCAGACCGCCUUGUCGGCGGGUUUCCUCGGGCUUGUGGUGAACCUCGUGCUUGCAUCAGUGCUGUACAUCCUGCUGUCGUUCUCCAUUGCCGAGCUGUCGACGUCGGUCCCAUGUGGCGGGGGUCCGUAUGCGUUUGCCCACCGCGCGUUGGGCUCGACCAGCGCCUACUUUGCAGGGCUGGCCGAGGUGCUCAAGGUCGUGGUCACCGUCGCCGUGAUCGCCGUGGGCAUUGGCGCGUACAUGAACCAGCUACUCAAGCUGGAGGAAGGCCACGGUCCGAUUUGGUGGGUCGUCUUUUACGUGCUGUUUACAGUGCUCAACUUGAUCGGCGUGGCGCUGUCGUUCCGCGUGCAAGUGGCCGCGACUGUGCUAAGCGUUGUGAUCUUGAUUGUGUUUUACAUUGGCGCAAUCUCAUACGUCGACUAUGGGUUGUGGGUACGGGACCAAGACUGGGAGUGGAAGGAUGGCGCGUCGGGGCUCGUGAACGGGUUCUCGUUUUCGAUGUGGUUCUUCUUGGGCAUCGAAGAGCUUCCCCUCGCGGUGGAAGACACGAUCGACCCCCAAGUCAACAUGCCCCGGGGGCUCAUCUCUUCCAUCGUGACUUUGUUCGUCCUCGCCUUUUCCACCGCGUUCUUCAACACGACCAUCUCGCCUGGGGCGUCGGCCAUCUUUGAGUCCGCGUCGCCGCUUCUCGACGGCUACAAAACAGUGUUUGGGGAUAACAGCGUCACAUCCGGAUUCUCGUGGCUACUCAUCGUCGGACUGCUCGCGAGCUUUCACUCGUUCAUUUACUGCAUGGGGCGUCUCGUGAUGGCCAUGGCACGCGACGGCUUCCUCCCCGCCAUCCUCGCCAACGUCCACCCCAUCCGACAGACCCCCACGGCGGGCAUCCUCGCAGGGACUAGCAUCGGCCUCGUCACGGUCAUCGUCAUGUACUACUCGAUCGGAUUCAUCCGCCUCGGCGCAGUGCUGAUCAACUUGGCGCUGCUCGGCGCGCUCAUCUCGUACGCGUUCCAGCUGGUGUCGUUCCUGGCACUCCGCGUGCGCGAACCCGACCUCGCCCGGCCCUACCGAUCGCCGUUUGGCAUGCCCGGCGCGCUGUUGUGCUUGGGCCUUGUCGCGUACGCCCUGUUUACGAUCGUGUACCAAGGCGCCGGGAGCAGUGACUUUUUGGUGUCGAUUGUGAUUGCUAUCUUAUACUUUGUGCUGGGCGCGGCGUGGUUUGCUGGAGUGGCCCGCCAUCACAUUAAGCCAUUGAGCGUCAUCCACCAAGGUGAACGCCAAGGGUAUGUGGGCGCCGACUCGCCCCAUGCUGCGUCGUUGACCAAGGAAUCCACCGCUCUGGCGUAGUAGAUACUAGUCCCAGCGCCGCCAUGUGUUGUAUAUCCACGUGUUUGACAUGUAGAACCCUAUCAACCUCUCAAGAGUGGUCAGCAGCAGUACACGUGCAUGACUACUACUAGUAGUACUCACAGUCAACUACUGUACCGAAGGAAUUGUAGAGUAACGUGUUGUGUUAUUAAUAUGUAUUAAUGCUACUGUCGGUUUGGGCGGAA